Messenger RNA from Lathyrus oleraceus (garden pea), 1307 nucleotides. RefSeq names its product vacuolar iron transporter homolog 1. Lineage: Eukaryota; Viridiplantae; Streptophyta; Magnoliopsida; Fabales; Fabaceae. Gene Ontology annotation, biological process: intracellular manganese ion homeostasis. Bases 277 to 921 code for a protein of 214 amino acids. The transcript is spliced from 2 exons. Gene Ontology annotation, molecular function: manganese ion transmembrane transporter activity. The record is from RefSeq and is a predicted model, not a curated record.
UGUUCUACACUUCUCACUUCAAAUAAAUUCAUUGCGUCUUGGAUUCAAUCAUAUACUACUGGUUGAUGAACCUUUUUAUCUCAUCAACAGUUUCUGCUUAUGUGAAUUGGAGCUUUAUAAAAAAAAGUGGUGUUGCCCCACUUUUGCAUCCAACAUGAGAAGAUUUUCCUCCAUAAAUACCCUUUGGUAACGUGUGUCUUCCACACUUUCUCCACACACCUUCUUCACCUUCAUAAUCAUAAUUAUCAUUUUCUAAUCAUCUUCUCCUCAAUUCUCAUGGCAUCACUCAACAACAACCAAGCCAAAUUUGAUCUUGAACAACAAUCCUCAACAAUAACAACAUUAGAAGUUGAAACAAAAGAUUUUGACUAUUCAAAAAGAUCACAAUGGCUACGCGCCGCAGUCUUAGGCGCUAACGAUGGAUUAGUCUCUACAGCGUCGCUGAUGAUGGGAGUUGGCGCGGUCAAACAAGAUAUCAAAGCUAUGAUCUUAACCGGUUUUGCCGGGUUGGUAGCCGGUGCAUGUAGCAUGGCUAUAGGUGAGUUUGUUUCGGUUUACUCGCAAUUGGAUAUCGAAGUUGCUCAAAUGAAAAGAGAGAAAGAAAGAGGAAGAGAAGUUGGUGAUGGUGAAGAGAAAGAAAGUUUGCCUAAUCCUUUACAAGCUGCAGCUGCUUCAGCUUUAGCUUUUUCUAUUGGUGCAAUGGUGCCAUUGCUUGCAGCUUUUUUUAUAAGUGAUUAUAAGGUGAGAGUUGGUGCUGUUGUGGCUGCAGUAAGUUUUGCUUUGGUUGUUUUUGGUUGGUUUGGGGCUGUGUUGGGUAAGGCUCCAAUUUUUAGGUCUAUUUUAAGGGUUUUGAUUGGUGGUUGGGUUGCUAUGUCCAUUACUUUUGGCCUUACCAAGUUAAUCGGGACAAGUGGUCUUUAGGUUUUCUUGAAACUAUUUUGUUAAAAACCGUCGUAUUUCGAACAGAUAAAGACACAUAUUUUAUCUGGAUUUCGAAACAAUAAAAAAAUAUAGAUUUUAUCUGAAUUUAAAUAUUUUCAGAUAAAAAUUGCUUCUUUUUAUAAAAAAUUCCGCCAUUAAAGAAUAUGUGAGAUAGGAAAAGAAGUUUGUUAAUUUUUUUUUUGUAAAGUGUGUUUUGCAAGUAUAUGUAAAAUGUUAUUUAUGGUUUAUUAGUUGAAGAAAUUAGUUUGGGUAGUUAGUAUUGAAAGAGGUUAUAAGAUGUUUUAUAGCCUCUAUAAUUUGUAUAGAUGAAUAUUCUUAUUCAUAUGUGUUAUAAUUUAUGAAGUAUGAAGUUUAUCAUUUCAGAA